AUGCCCAUCUUCACCAUUAAAACACCUCCACAACCAACUUCAAUAGGACCACGCCCAUCCCACUACUACAAACACCUCCACCACCAACUCAAUAGGACCAUGCCCAUCUUCACAAUUAAAACACCUCCACAACCAAAUCAAUACGACCAAGCCCACCCCACCACUACAAAUACCUCCACCGCCAACUCAGUAGUACAAAGUCCACCCAAGUAUCAAAAACAUUUCCAACACCAACUCAAUAGGACCACGCCCACCCCACCACUACAAACACCUCCACAACCAACUUCAAUAGGAACACUCUCACCCCACCACUACAAACACCUCCACCACCAACUCAGUAGUACCACGCCCACCCCAGUAUAA
Ylistrum balloti is the source of this 363-nucleotide messenger RNA. RefSeq lists its product as uncharacterized. NCBI's taxonomy places the organism in Eukaryota, Metazoa, Mollusca, Bivalvia, Pectinida, Pectinidae. Bases 1 to 363 code for a protein of 120 amino acids. The record is from RefSeq and is a predicted model, not a curated record. The transcript has a single exon.